Messenger RNA from Trifolium pratense (red clover), 2009 nucleotides. RefSeq names its product ribulose bisphosphate carboxylase/oxygenase activase, chloroplastic. The coding region runs from base 371 to 1801 and encodes 476 amino acids. The transcript has 7 exons. Lineage: Eukaryota; Viridiplantae; Streptophyta; Magnoliopsida; Fabales; Fabaceae. Gene Ontology annotation, cellular component: thylakoid; chloroplast stroma. Gene Ontology annotation, molecular function: ribulose-1,5-bisphosphate carboxylase/oxygenase activator activity; ATP hydrolysis activity; ATP binding. The record is from RefSeq and is a predicted model, not a curated record.
GGCUUUGUAUGAACCUAGAAGUGUCUAAGACGAAAUUUAUGUUGUACUAGUAACAACAAUUACUCAUUAAAUCAGAUAAAAUUGAAAAAGGAUACAAUCCAAAAUCUGAUGAAGACAUUUGUCUCUAGAAGUGUCUGGACCAUUCAGGCAAUAAGUGAUUGCCACGUUGGCAACAAAGAAAUCUUCAUUGUGUGGAUGUCAAGAAUCCUUAGCUAAUCUUAUAGAGAUAUGAAUUUUUGUAUAUACUCAAUUGUGUCACACUAUAAAUUCAUUUCCUUUGGAAAAAUUUGCUCAUUUUCCAAAACACCACACAUUUAUUUGCAUUACACUUCUCUAUCUUUGCAAGACAACACAAGACAAUAGUACAACUAUGGCUGCAUCAGUCUCUGUUGUUGGAUCUAUCUGUGGAACUCAUUUGAGCUUAAAUAGCUCUGGAACAGUAGCUUCAGUUCCAAGUUCAUCAUUCUUUGGAACCAGCUUAAAGAAAGUUACCUCAAGAAUUCCAUACACAAAGGUUUCAUCUAUAAGUUUCAAAAUUGUUGCUGCUGCUGAGAUUGAUGAGAGCAAACAAACUGACAAAGACAGAUGGAGAGGUUUGGCCUAUGAUACUUCAGAUGAUCAACAAGAUAUCACAAGAGGGAAGGGUAUGGUUGAUUCAGUUUUCCAAGCACCAGCAGAUGCUGGAACUCAUUAUGCAGUCAUGAGUUCUUAUGAGUACAUUAGUGCUGGACUUAGACAGUACAACUUUGACAACACAAUGGAUGGUUUUUACAUAGCUCCUGCUUUUAUGGACAAGCUUGUUGUGCACAUCACCAAGAAUUUCUUGACCCUGCCUAACAUCAAGGUUCCUCUCAUUCUUGGUAUUUGGGGAGGUAAAGGUCAAGGAAAAUCUUUCCAAGCUGAGCUUGUCUUUGCCAAGAUGGGAAUCAACCCAAUCAUGAUGAGUGCUGGAGAGCUAGAAAGUGGAAAUGCAGGAGAACCAGCAAAACUAAUUCGACAAAGAUACAGAGAAGCAUCAGACAUAAUAAGAAAAGGGAAAAUGUGUUGUCUAUUCAUAAACGAUCUUGACGCAGGAGCCGGUCGUUUAGGCGGAACAACACAGUACACUGUAAAUAACCAAAUGGUAAAUGCAACACUUAUGAACAUUGCUGAUAAUCCAACAAAUGUUCAAUUACCUGGUAUGUAUAACAAAGAAGAGAAUGCGCGUGUUCCUAUCAUCGUUACUGGUAAUGAUUUUUCAACAUUGUAUGCUCCUCUUAUUCGUGAUGGUCGUAUGGAGAAAUUCUAUUGGGCGCCUACAAGAGAGGAUCGUAUUGGCGUUUGUAAAGGGAUUUUUAGACAUGAUAAUGUACCUGAUGCAGAUGUUGUUAAGAUUGUUGAUACUUUCCCUGGUCAAUCCAUUGAUUUCUUUGGUGCACUAAGGUCAAGAGUAUAUGAUGAUGAAGUGAGAAAGUGGAUUUCUAGUGUUGGUAUUGAAACCAUUGGGAAGAAGCUUGUGAACUCAAAAGAAGGACCUCCAACUUUUGAUCAACCAAAGAUGACUUUAGAGAAACUUUUGGAGUAUGGUAACAUGCUUGUACAAGAACAAGAGAAUGUGAAGAGAGUCCAAUUAGCUGAUAAAUACUUGAGUGAAGCUGCUCUUGGUGAUGCUAAUAGUGAUGCUAUCAACAGUGGAACUUUCUAUGGCAAAGCAGCUCAACAAAUAAAUCUUCCUGUUCCUGAAGGUUGCACUGAUCCAAAUGCCAAAAAUUUCGACCCAACUGCUAGAAGUGAUGAUGGAACAUGCUUAUACACAUUUUAAUAGUCUAAGCAUUAGGUGAAAUAAUGAGAAGCUAAAACUUGUGAUAGAUAAUCGAAUAAUUUUACCAUCUUGUUAAAAUAUUGGAUUGUUGUGCUCUAUAGUUUUGAGAUUUUUGUGGACUAUGUAAUCGGAUUGCUCUAUUUAUGAUAUGAUUGAUACGAGCAAAAUUGAUUUUGAAUGAACAAAUUCUCGUAAAAAUUGAGUCGAA